ACUCAAGUCAAAGGUCAGCAAGACGCUGACUGCCUACCGAUCAUUCUACAGCCUGACAAAGCAGUUCACCUUAAUGAACCAGUCGCGACGGACGAAAGGGACUAUAAAGUACCCGUUUAGUACAGGUACUCACAUAAACCUCUGAGAUAUGGAAACUGUCCAAAUCUGACGAAACCCUCUUGGCCACUUUCGCGAGGAAGUUGCUGAAAUACUUCUAAUGCUCCGUAUGUGUGCAGGCACAAUGGAGGAUGUAAUGACGAGCUAUAUGAAAUGUACCAUGAAAGCGUGAAAGUGUCCGCCAUUAGCGGCCGGGUAAUGGAUUGGCUGACGAAGGCGUGAGUGGUUAGCUUGAUGAUCAUUGCAGCUUGAGUCCUUGGUAGCUUGAUGAUCAUUGCUACUGCUCAAUGAAAGUGCGUCAUGACAUGCCGAACACGACAUGCGAAUGCUUGUGUUCAACACGAAACUCUGACUGACAAGCUGAGCUUAAUGUCGGCGCAAGCAAAAUCACGUUUUUUUUCUGGCUGUGAACAGUGCUGCCAAAUACCACUGUAAUACCAUUGUUACAGUCACCAACACACAUGACUGAAACGAAGCUUAACUCAGAUCACGUGAGAUGAUCAGCUGUGAGACUCAAACAAUUGUUGCGACCAUCAUAUGUUUGGUGACAUUAUUUUAGCACUCAACUUUUGGUCACUCACUUAGUCACGACAUUUUUGUCGGUGAUAAUCACGACAUUCUUGGAAUAUACUUGGCGUGUGGUCCCAAGCACCAAAAUUAUCGCGCUAUCUGCUUUGAUACUACGAUACGAGAUACCAUUUCAUUUUUUUCUUGGAACCACUCGCACGCACCGCAUAUCUCCCAUGACUAUCGUGAUGAUCAUCGACCGAAAAUAUCGCGACAAAGUGACUGACCAAGAGUUGGUUGCACAUAAUGUUACCAAUCAUGUGAUGGUAGCAUCAACUGUUUGAGUCUCACCUCUGAUCAUCACAGUAGAGCUCAUGACGCUGACAUGAUUUGGUUUCAGCCGGAAUUUUUCAAGACUAUGGUAGUGACAUUUUGCAGAACUGAUCACAGCAAAAAUUUCAUGACAUAGUGACAUAAAGCGUUGGUUGCAAAAAUGUCACGAAGCAUGCAUUGGUCACACCAAUCGUUUUGAGUAUCACAAUUGAUUACGGGACGCUGCAAUGGGUUUUGUAUCAGCCGGAUUUUUUUUUAUGAAAUUGACAUUGACAUUUUUUAGCAAUGCUCUCCUCCUGAGGCCGACUGAGACAGCAAAGCGGUUAUAAGGUUGCCGGAUAAUGCAAGGCAAGGCAAACUUACAGAUUUUUCUGGGUACAAACAUCAUUUUCAUUUGCCAUUGAUAUUUAAUUAUCUGAGAUAAGAAUGAAUAUCACGCAAACAAUGAGACCCCAAAAUUUGGCUGAUUUAUACCAAGGGGUAUGAGGAAGCUUUAGGAAGUAAGGAGAACACACGUGCUGUCUCGCUUACACUACAGCAUCGAACCAUCGCUCUGUGUGUUCCCUCUUCUAUGCGAACAAAACCUUCAGUCCCCUUGGUCAGAAUUAGCCAAAUAUUGGGAUCGUAUUGUUUACGUAGAAUACAUAUGUGUAAAGUAUUAUUAUUUAUAGCCAGAAAGCAUCUCAAAGCAAUAGUUCCUGGAAUCGUGCGUGCAGCUAGACAAUGUUUCCGGAAUUUAGAUUAUAAAAGCGUUCCUGAUUGAUGCAUCGAAUCAUUAGCCUUUCAACAGUCAUAUGGCUCUUGUUCUUGUCCCAGCAUCAGACGCCGAAUUAGCAAAGCUUCAAAAUGAUAUCAUACAUUACGUUUUUAAUAUCCUUGGCAACUUUCGCUAAUCGACAGUGUAAUGUUGAUAUCAAAUCACAACUGAACCAAAUGGAACCACUAUUCCUGCGCAAGAAUGAGUUGUGGACUCCGAACGGACGAUGGUUGCAGUGGAAGACCGGUGAAGCUACAAUGAUUGCCUGUCCUGGUAAUCGAAUCCGAAACACUGGAAAAGAAAGAGCCUACAUUCGGUGCGUGUCUGGAAGGACGUUUGCCUUAGGAGCAUCACAUGUAAAUAUUGCCAACAUUGCUUGUGUUUCCAAAACUACCGGAAAGCAUCGAAAUUCGGGCACUAGUUGCGGUAGUGGUGGAACGUUGCUGGGCUUGGGAUUUAAUGUUCCGGGCCUUGCUUUCAUAACGUAUCUUGAAACGUGCUACAACAUGCAAACGGCUUCGGUGCUUUUCACGCGUCAUACGAUACGAGGAUCAGCUAUCAAUUAUGCCAUUACUAAAACAAACCGGUCAACAUAUAAACCGGAUGGUGCCCCUGCAAAUGUUCCAUUUGCCACGGCUUACGCCCAAAAACGGCAACUUAAACGUUUUACCGAUCUUCUGGGAUCCGCUGCUCAGGCGAAACGAUUCAUCUCGUCUGGUUCUUUUCUUGAGCGGGGGCACAUGGUACCGUUUGCGGAUGGUAUAUUUCGUCCAUGGCGAUGGGUCACCGAUUUCUACGUCAACGUCGCUCCCCAGUGGGUGGCAACGAAUCGGGGAAACUGGAAGGCCGUUGAAGCUGCAGCUCGCCAAGUCGCGGGUCGCUUAGAGGAGGAUGUACUGGUUUUUACGGGAGUUUACGACAUUCUUACCCUUCCCCACGUAAAUGGCCAUCAGGUUCCGAUCACACUGGAUGCCAAGGGUAUUGAAAUACCCAAGUGGCUUUGGAAAAUAGUCAAAUCUAUACGCAGAAAUGCUGCCAUCGCACUCGUCACUAAUAACGAUCCGUUCAGAAGAAGUAUGCCAGCUGGUGAGAUGCUGUGUCAGGAUAUCUGUGCCCAAUACGGGUGGGGUAAUGCAAAGUAUGACAAAUUUGCGAGUGGUUUCACCUACUGCUGUACGGUGAAGGAUUUGCGGCGCUUUAUUCCUACUAUUUCUUCCGAAGUUGAUGCAGCGAAUGUGUUGCACUUCUAAAAUGCAACUGCAGUUAAACAACACGUACUCUUCAAGAUAAGGGUGAUAAUGCCACGCUUGCCGGUUGCCACGAUAACGGUUGUAAAGAGGUAGAUUAAAGUGAUGGAGAUAGAUGAAGAUUAGUCAAUACAUCAAUAUUGCAGAACUUUGUUAAUAAAUAAGUCAAAAUAAAGUGAUUCAAUUCAAACUCUUUGCUGGGAUCAGUGUAAUCAGGUGUAUCUCAUCUCACUAUUCAAUGUUAUUAACUACAGUUGUGCGUCAUACUAGAAAUAUUUUACAACAUCGGAACAUCUAAUUAAGAAAUACAACAAAAUGUAAAACAAAAUUGUCUAAACCCCAGAGUUGCAUCAUGACCUCACAUCUCAGUCGAUAUCUGUCGACAUCAGAGCAUCAUAAAAAAAGCUUUUCGUUUCAAUUUCAAGAAAGCUUUGAAGCUUUGGAAACCCUAGCCGCAAAAUUGAAGAUUUCGGACGUCGUGUGGACGUCGUGUGGACGUCCACCCGACGUCCACACGACGUCCGGUUUAAGAGGUUACUCGACCAAGCGAACUUUUUUAGACGGGUUUUAUGGCAAAAAUUGUGGCAGAUUUCCCAGGGUUGUUGUAUCGAAUAGCAGCAACAAAAAAUAAAUUUUAUGGAUGGGUAGAAAAAAAUGAAUCUUGCCCGCCCCCUUACUCCUUCCUGGUCGGUAGUUGCGAUCACACCAGCUGUUCAUAUGAUGGUGGUGGGAGUGAUAUCGCUUUUCUUCUGUCUUCUUUAUCCGUUCUACCAGAUCAUACGCGUUUUCAGUGACGUCCUUCCCCACCUCCUUCGUUUUCCCAGCAGUUAUUGGCGAAUGCUUGACCUUGUGUGAGCGCGCUUGACUUGGGGUUAUUGUUUUUUUCCUUCCCGUUUUUUUUGGCCGCUGAUGCAUUGCGCGUUGGCUAGAGCGCCGUCGUUCGAAUCUGGAUUUGAUCAACGCGCAAGUUGACGUGUGGAUGGAAUCGAUUUACCGUUCGUGCUAUUUGCCGGAUCGAUUGAAUGCAUGCUUCGUACUGGUUUUAUAUUGUUUGUUAGUGCAGUUAGUUGCGCUUGUGCAAAAAAAAAAAAUCAAUUCAAAUAAAAGAUCAUUCAAUGCACUAGUCCGCUCAUGUUACGCCAACCAAUGCUUAGCUAAAGUAAACGGAAGGUCAAAUAUUAAAAUGAGGGAUAUCAUAGAACACAUAUUGUCUUUCCAUUAUAUUUUUUCUUUAAUAACGUACAAACCCUCCAAUCUUCUCCCACCCCUCCCUCCCUUCCUCUCUCGCUCCCACCGGAUUGAAGGUUAGGAUUUACCCACCAUGGUGUACUCUUUUAAUUCUAAUUCCCGGGGUCUAUUGUUCGGAAGAGAAAAUGGAACGUCUCCCCCGCCUCUCGCUCGAUGCUGUAAGCGAGGAGCGACCCGCCCCGGCUUGGCUGACGCAUGCAUCGCUCGCGUUGCCUGGCUUGCUCCUUCUCUCGCCUUAUUUGGAGACGCAUCAUCGUUGCGGAUGGUGCUGCGCGGCCAUGUCGCUGCCUGGAGGAUGGCAUAGAAAGUUGUGUUCUAGCCCGUCGCUGUCCUGGCGAUUGACGCAGGAUGCGUAAGUGGCGUGUAUGCUGCAUGCAUAGUGGAUAGCGCUGCGGCUGCGCUCGAGGAUUGGCUGUGACGACCGGACCCCGGGAGCCUCAAAUGCCGGUGAUGCAGCCGGUCCUUUCACGCGCAAAGCUGCUCAACGCGUCCCCGCAUUUUAUGGAAGGCUUGGCUGGAUUUGGCUGCCCCUCGUUGUCGUGCUACCUGAACACAACACAACAACGUGACCGUCCUGCGUUCAAACCUCGUUUGAUCCUAGUGGCCCAGGACUGCCUAUCUCGCUAGGGGUAAACCAAUUAGUAACAGGUCACGUCAACUCGCACGACUUAGCAACAUUCUCGCCAUGAGUUCAAGCCUCGUAUGGACCGUCUCUCGUAGCAACGGCUAACUAUCCGGCAUGACCGCGUAGGUCGUUGCACCAAGAAGAAGAAAGGAGUGGCUGAGACAGGCAGAAAAGCAAUGUUUACUGUGUCAAAUAAGAAAAAGAUGAAGAAGCUUUGUACGAUCCGCUGCUCAUAAGAUUGAUGUGGACAAUGUGGACAAUACAGAAAUAAGAACAUCGAUUUUCAAAAAAUGCAUGUUGAUCCCUUCCUGUAUGUUCUCCCCGUUCCUGUAUGCUACCUCCAGUUCGCUUCGCUCUCGUCCCCCAUUGUUUAGAGCCCAUCGUCGCUUCGGAACAGCAAACGCUACUACACGCCAUCCCCGCUUUCAUCUUCUCAUCUCACUUCUUCGAAUAUCACCCUUCCUGGUCCUCCGGUUCCUUCCGCUCUUGUUAGCUCCCCAUUUAUUUACUCGCUUUCCCCUUCUUUCCUUCCCAUUCCUUUUCUUUCGUAUUGCUGUUCAAUGAUGCUAGCAUAGUUUAGAAUAACAAAUGUAAACUGUAUUUGUCGUAAGCCUUAAGGCAAACAAUAGUGAAGUGCGGGCAGGGGCGGAUUAACCAGAGGCCAAACCAAACUAAGGGGCCGCGUGGGGCUCCGAGGAAAGGAUCCAGCGUAAUCCUUCUCAGUCGGAACCAUCCGUAAACGAUCCAGUUCAUUUGGGUCGACUCGAACUCGUUGCACCCACGGGUCGGAUUGGCGCCUGCCAAACUACCUAGCGCACUCGCUGACCACAUACCAGCGCUCCAUAGAACCACUUGGUCGAUUGCAGCCCGUGGCCGAUAAGACCCCACAGCUCCCUGCCAUCUCCCUGCUCUCUUUGUUGUACGGGUGAUUUCGCCUUCCCCCACGUAUCGAGGCCGCGUGCGACAUUGCAAGCUCAUAGCCUCCCGCACCCAUUUUCUUCUUCUUCUUUGACGUAACGAAAAAUGCUGUAGACAGGGCUGAAACGGCUUCUUAACCUUACUCAAAUCACGCUAUCGGAUAGUGGGUUCUUGCUAUCUGGGGAAUGGUCUGGAUAAGAAUCGAUCUCGUCCGGUCUCGUAGGAACCGGUCUCAUUACAGCAUGCGUUCAAUGAGUCGGGGCGCUGGUCGAAGAGAGCACCAGAGUGACGAUGAAAAGAUUGCAGCUGAUUGCCGUUUGGUUUAAAGGGUAUACAACAUGCGGCAUUUAAUUGUUGCUCGACCGCAUAAAAAGUUUACCAAAAUAUGUCCCAAAUCUACAAACAUCAUAAUACUGUGUUUGUGGUUGUGUUAGUCACAAAACGCUUUAGGUGCAGUUAACUUCCUUUAACGCAUCAAGAGGAUUCGCAGCCAAUGUCACACACGGGAAAAACAAGGACAAAGAAAACUCCCUCACGUGCGAGAAAGAGCAGCAACAACCAUACCGUUGAGCCGAUAACAUGGAGAGAAUGCGACGGGACAUCAUCGUCUGUGCGCGAGAGUGAAACAAAAGACAGAACCAUAAUCUUCCCAUCCAUAAUCAGCCACUAUAAUUUGUGUGUGUGUGUGUUCGCCCCAUACAAAUGGCAUAAUUUUUAUUUUCGCUUGGUCGAAAAUCGCGGCGAAAACCCGAUUUUGCGGCUGGGGAAGCUUUGCAUGCCGUUUCAAAGUCGACUUACAGUGCGGGGCAUGAUAGUCAGUGAGUUAAAAAUAUCAUUUUGUAAUUAUUGAAUUAUCUGACAUUUACAUUUGUUUUACGGCUCAGUUUUCAAUGUGAACAGCAUUAUUCAAUACUUGCAAGAUGUUUUUCAACUGUUGUCGUUAUUUGCGACAGCAGGGCUGUUGAAGAAACCUUGCGCGAUUGUUGAAUAAUGACGUUCACAUUUAACAAAACUGACCCGGAAAACAGUUAAAGCUUUUUUUUAUUGUAAUUGUUUUAUAUUCAUCAUAGAACCGACUGAGAGAGAGAGAUAAAGGGAGAGAAUAAUACACAUACAGAGUGAGAGAAUACGAGAGGAAGAGAGAAAGAGAAAGAAAGAGAAAUAAAGAGAAGAGAAGAGAGUGAGAUAUUGAAAGAGAAAGAGAGAGACACAGAGAGAGAGAGCGAAAGAGAGAGAGAGAGAAAAAGAGAGAAAGAGAGAGAGAGAGAUAGAGAGAGAAAGAGAGAGAGAGAUAGAGAGAGAAAGAGAGAGAGAGAGAAAGAGAUAGAGAGAGAGAGAAAGAGAGAGAGAGAGAGAAAGAGAUAGAGAGAGAAAGAGAUAGAGAGAGAGAGAAAGAGAGAGAGAGAGAGAGAUGAAUUAUGUAACUGGGUUUCUCAAGCUAGCUCAACAUAGUAACACUAUUUUUCUAUCACGUCAAGCGUAAAAUUCUAACUCGAAUCAGGAAAACGUGUGUUGCCUCACAAGACAAAAAAAUGGAAUAAAUAUUUUCACUAUUCUUAAAUACCUUAAUAAAACCUUAGCGAUUUUUUUUUCUUCCAAUUUUUACGCACAAAUAGCCCACAGUGCACAACCAUAUUCAUUCCCCGCUGCGAAUGAACUGGAAUACGCUUUGUUGUGAGACACGGCCUGCUUGCCGGCGCACACAGUUGCGUGUUUUCUGCGUGUUCAUUCUGGUCGCAGAGCACGCUGCGAAUGAACGAUUCAUGGCAAGCGGUGCUUCGACGGCUACCAGCGUAACGUUGACCGUUCAUUCGUAUUUUGAACCGCGACCAGUGAACACGGACAGUCGCUGCGUAUCGAGCCGUUGUGCCGGGUGGCGUGAAAUUUUGCGUGCGUAAUAUAUCAAAAAAGUCUUUAUUUGGCGUUUGGAAAUUUUAUUAACGGGUUGUGUGUUGCUUGAAAGUACUAAUCACCAGUCUCAACCUGUGUGUCUAUGUCUGUAUGUGUGUGCGAGUGUAAGUGUGCGUGAAAGUUUUCCCAACAAGUGUUGAAAGUUGAAAAAUCAUUUCAGUAUAAAAAAUCCAAAAGUGCUUGAAAAGAAUCUGCUCCCCAAACAUCACACAGUGCAGUGCAGUGUGAAAAGAAGUGUUUCCCUUCAACCCCCCCUGCUCCUACCCUGGUGUGUGUGUGUGUGUGUGCCAGGGCUGAAGAGCUUUUUUUGCUGUUCGGUUGUGCUGUUCUGCAUCUUCCAGCGUCUUCCAGCUUCCAACAAGCGACGAACCGACCGCGCCAAACGAUGAAUCUUCGCGGCUGGGGUGCGGUGCAGCUUGCACUGGCGUUCGCCGUCGUGCUGGUCGGAACCAUGGUUGAAAGUACGUGUGACUCCAUCCGCUUUUUCAGCGUAACUUGCAUUAUUCAGGAAAAAGUAAAAUGAAAAAAAACCUCCAGACCAACCAGGCAGCAGGAUCUUAAUCAUAAUCAUAACAAUCGAACACACCUUCUGCCAGCGCGUAUCAGCGGGAACGCGGGGUUUAUGUUCGAUUUGUUUUCAUCGCCGAGACUCCAUUAAGCAGCGAUUCACGAUCCACAAGCACAAGCCCAGCUGAGAUUUACUCUCGUAAGGGCGGGGGGAAAGCGUCUUGGGGAUGCACACCGGUUGGUAGGGUAGGUGGCAAACAUUCUCCAUAACGAAGCAGGAAACUUCUAUAUCCACCCGGACACAUCCAUUAAUACCCGGGGCCACCGGGUGAGCUCUCGCGUGGGGGUUUCCCCCCCUUUCAGACGCACACCGGCGGCAGCGACGGUGAGAAAUGUUUACGUCUGACGUGGGAAUAAUUUUCCAAAUCUAAAUCGCAAAAAGGUGGAUGCGCUGCGGCAGCGGUUGCGGCGAACGGACAAAGCGAAAACGGGGUGGAAAAUCUCGUCCGAAAUGUCUGUUUGUUUGUACACAUGUGUGUGAACGCGAACGCGGGUAGGGAAAUGAAGCAAUAUGUAGUAGUGGUGGAGUAGGCGUGGAAAAAGGGAAAAAGGUAAAGACACAGGCAGAAGACGUGCGAACAAAUGCCGAAGGAAAGCGCAACCAUCAAUCUUUCAGCGGACGAACGAAGCGAACGUACGACCGAACGGUGUCGGGAGAGCGUACGGAGCAAUAUUUUCUUCGCUUUAUUCGAUUACCUAAUAGGUGAACCGGGAAAACAGAAUUCCUUCGAUGAAAAGGAAGGAGUGGAGUGGGCAAAAAAAAGCAAAGCAAUUCGGAAAAUUCCCUCGCCCCACCCUUGGUUCCUGGUUGCGCCUAUCUACUUCUACGCCUUCUACUGUGAAAUCGGUAGCAGUCAAAAUAAAUCUUCUCAUUAUGCGUCCUCGCCUGUGCUUCCCAUUUUCACCUAAUGAACAGAGUUAGCGCGAGAAGGAAGGGGGGAAGAGUGGUUGUGGGAAACUUCGGGAUGAAAAAUGGGACAGUAGGGAAAAGUCUUAGAGAGAGAGAGAGAUAGAAAGGCAGUAAAAACUUUACCCCAACAUUCAUCAAACGCUGCCGUUUGAUUUGCGGUCAAGAUUUUCCGGCUAAUGCUACCGGAGCAACAACACUGGCAGCAAGGGAAAGCUCCCCUCGAGGAGAUCCAUUAAACUUUUCCCUUUUCUAUGGACAAAAUCGAUUAGCGCACACACACACACACACACACACACACACACAAACACAUUUUGUUUUGCACGGACGAGCGCGCGCGCUCGCCCAUUUGCUGCGUUUGCGGUUUUAUCACGUGCGCGCUUGCCAUUUUUGCGACGACGGCUCGCAGGUCGCACCCGUCCCAUCAUCUCGAGCCGGGCGAGCAGCGCAAAUGGUGAAAAAGUUUCUAAUGAGAAGUUUAAAUUGGUUCAUUUAUUGAUUUCGGGUGAAAAUUGUUUAUCAACGCGUGCCCGGGCCUUUGCCGGGAAUUGUCUCCCGGGCUUCCUGCGCUGAUUCGGCUUCGGAGGUGGGGUGGGGGGUUUUUGUUUAGAUUGGCAGCAAAUCUUUAUUACUUUAUAUUGAUCGUUUUGCCCCCGAGGGGGUGGGCUCGAAUGUUUGAUGCGAGUUUGAUUUUGCCGAUGGAUAGAUAGGACCGUGCCGUUGAUCGAAUGUUCUAUUUUAAGAAAAAAGCCAAAAGACGCUGAACAUUGUUUGGCAGUCUUGGUAGCGGCGUGUGAUGCAGCGAUGUUGAAAACUUUCCACGGCAUUAAGCAUAUUAAGAAUGUGAAAUUUUACUUUUUUACAGUCAGUUUUACACGAAUAUCUUUCCUGUUUCAUUGUUUUUAAAUCAAAGCAAACGUCAAAGGCAUUUGUUAAGCAUAAUGCAUAAUGCAGAAAUUUAUAACAAUUAUCAAAACACAUGUUAUUUAAAGCAUAAAAGAUAAAAAACAGCACAAAUGUAAAGAGAAGAUAUAAAAAAGAAAAACAAAUAUAAUAUAACAAAACUAGAAACAAAAACAUGUCGCAAAAGUAGAAAAGUAAUAAAUGAAAAACGUCCAAUCCUUAAAGAAUUACAUGGAAAUGGACUUCAAUACUUCUAAAGCAAAAAGAAAUAGAACAUAAAGUAGAAUAAAUUGACGAUCUUAAGGAUUUACACUAUUAAUUUAUUAAUGUUUUGAUGUUUCUUAAGAAAAAAAUUGAUUUAUAAAUAAAAAAUAUUUUAAAAA
This is a messenger RNA of Anopheles coluzzii, 10423 nucleotides long. RefSeq lists its product as uncharacterized. The transcript is spliced from 7 exons. Gene Ontology annotation, cellular component: nucleus; mitochondrial inner membrane. Gene Ontology annotation, molecular function: single-stranded DNA endonuclease activity; RNA endonuclease activity; metal ion binding. The coding region runs from base 1804 to 2964 and encodes 386 amino acids. Gene Ontology annotation, biological process: apoptotic DNA fragmentation. NCBI's taxonomy places the organism in Eukaryota, Metazoa, Arthropoda, Insecta, Diptera, Culicidae. The record is from RefSeq and is a predicted model, not a curated record.